GAGUAGGAUGGCUUGCCAGGUACCUGGCCCCCAGAAAUAGACCAGGACAGGUGCUCCUCUUGCUCAGACUGAUUUGCAUGCUUGUGUCUGUGUGUUCUCCUGCAGGGAAACUCUUUGUGCUGGAAUCCUGGAAUGGCUCUCAGGGCCUGGAUCUGUCUGUGGCUCGGACCUCCUGUGCAGCCUCUGGCGCUCACCUGGCUACCGCCGCAGAGCUACGGCGAGCUGUGCUGGAAUGUUCCUUUGCCACGUGCACUACCGGCUGGCUGGCAGAUGGCACCGUCGGGACGACGGUGUGCAGCAAGAUGAAUGGGGAGCAGCAGAGUAUGAAAGCUGUGGACGUGAAAAUUGAAAGUGAGCUGAUUCCCGGAAACAAAUAUGAUGCCCUUUGUGUCAAGGAUGAAGAUAAACCAUGCGGGGAUCCCCCUUCCUUCCCUCACACCAUCCUACAUGGCCACACUGGAUUUGAGAUGGGGGAUGAGCUGCUGUAUGUCUGUGCUCAGGGCUACGUCAUGGGUCACAAAGAGACUGCCUUCACCUUGCUGUGUGACAGCUGUGGGGAAUGGUAUGGACUGGUACAGGCCUGUGUGAAAGGUGAAGCUGAGACACAUAUUGACUAUGAAGAGAAUUUCCCCGAUGACAGAUCAGUGCCACUCACAGAUCAUAAGAAGGAUAAGAUUAAGGAGGAAGAGAAGGAGGUUGGGGGCCAGGAGGAAGCUUCUGACAAACUAAAGCAGGGUUAUUCCAUCUCUGUUUCUCUAGGGAGAGAAAGUGUGACUGGCAACAAAGACAUAAAGACGAGGGGCCUGCCUGGAGGAGAAGGCAGAGUUCCUACAGAAUCUCCGGUCUCCUUGCUGAGCCAGAAACAUUUAUUUUGGUUCCCAGCUGAGGGUGAGCCUGAGUUGGAGAAAGAGAUGAUAGAGGAGAAUGGCCAAAGGCGUUUUUCCGAUGGAGAUAACCAUAUUGGAGUGAAAUCAAGACUCCAGGAGCCAGAUGCCAAAAUGAUCUAUGACAGUGCUGAUUUCCCCAUUGGACCAACCCUUGGCAGGAAUGACAGCAAGGUGGGGGACCACAUUACGAGCAGCAGUGAUGAGUCCUGGUUAGAUGGUUACCCUGUAACUGAUGGCACAAGGGAGGAAGAAGAAGAUGAUGAAGGGGACAAGGGGGAUGGCUCAGUAGGUAUGGAUGAAAGUAUUCUGGUUAUGACUGACCAGCCCAACCAUGUUGAAGUUAAAAAAUCCAGCAGUACCAUGUUCACUCUAGGUGAAGAUAUAACUCAGUUGACUGUCACUCUGCUGAGAACAUCGGACUAUGGACCAGUGACCUUCACACCUACUACUGCCCCUGAGAAUGUGAGUCCCAGCAAAGGAGUGAGUGACAUGGCCACAUAUCAGUCCACUGUGCCUUGGGGAUUUGCAACCGAUGAAUCUCCAGGGUCCACCUUGCUCUACGACCUUACCAACUCAACCCCAGGGACAAUGACGAUGGCAGAUCCCCAGCCCCUUGACCAUAUCCCAUCACCCAGAGAUGCUGAGAGAGAUGCCACCACUCUUCCUCCUACCCAGACCACCAUGCUCAGCACCCAUAGUAGUUUCCCAGAUUCACCCUCUGAGAGACUCAUGGAGCAGGAGCUUCCUACCUCAAGCAUAAAAGAAGAGCCUCUUCCAACCGCUGAGUCAUGUGUGGGGGAGGAUUGCUCAAACAUCAGUAAAGGCCCCGUGAUUGCCGUCAUAGUGAUCGUCCUGUGUCUGUUGCUGCUCCUGGUGGUUAUCAGCGCCGUGUGGUGCUACAGAAGGCGACAGCAGAAGAGUUCUGUGUAUAAGCUGAACGGCAAAGGUCAGACGCGGCAUUAUCACCAGCAGAUUGAGAUGCAGAAGGUCUAACUGGCACCAAUGCGCUUGCCCCUUCAGAAGCUGGUGAAAAGGACCAUCACACCCAACUGGUGAACUGGGACAGUUUUGGAGGGGGUGACUUGGCUGGGGUGGGGGGAGUGACUGACUCAUCCAGAAGAAGACUGUCUUCUUUUCCGAACACCUAACCAAACAGACAUUUUGAUGUUCAUUUUAAAGACCCUGGAGGGACUCCACAGUGAAAUAACAAAACUUAAGAUGCUCUGUUUUCUACUUCUCCAUUGUCUUCUGCGUAUGCAAAGAAGAAAGCGCACCCUGGCUGGCGAUGCUCUUGUUAUCUUUCCCAUGUCUUCCUUCACCAAGCAAAAGCCUGUGUUAUUGCACUCCUUCCCAACUCGAAGGAAAACAUCCCUGUUUGGGUUGAUCAUGCUGCUUUUCCUGAAAAAAGAAAAGAAAAAAUAAUUGGCCCCAUCCUUCAAACUGAUGAGAUAAAUGACAUCAAGGAACUGGAAUUCUGAGGCCUGUGUUAUCUAUCUGGAUGUUUUAUUGCCAAGCAUGGGACUGGGAAGAUACAUCAUGCUGUUGCCUUAUUAUUUUGUGAUGUUGCCCAAGGAGAAUAAAUUAGCUCAAUUUGGAGCCUUUGGCUUUGGGGUGGUAGAUCAAAAAUUGCGAAGCAAAGGGUUUUUAGAGACUUUUGGUGGGUGUGAAUGUGGAGGAGAGUGCCCUUCCUGCCCCGAGACAAAGACUUCACUCUGUUCUUCGUUGAGCAACGUCAGCUCUAAGCCAAUCCACUCAGCCUCCUUUGCAGAGCAGUGGCCUGGUCGCUCUUGGCCAUGAGUGACUGGUGCCAUCUCGAUCUUUUUGAAAAGGAUGGUAGAAACCAGUCAUUGGCCUUUCUCGCCACAGUAGCACUUCCUUCCUCUGAAGCUGGGAGAGAGACUUAUGACAAAGGGCAGGGGAAAUGUAAAGGGGGGGAUGGAAAUAGGGUAACCAGUGUGACUACUUCCUUGAUAAUAGAGAGGAUGAGGAUUUUGAAAUGGCCACAAUUGGGAGCUCCACCCAACCAGGCACUUUGGUCUGACUUUGUUCUGCAGCCCAUUCUGGAACUGGGCAUCUUUUGAGAAGCUGAAUAUUACUGGAAAAGAAAUGAAUCCAAAUGUAGACGUGGAGGAGAUCAGAUGAUGAAGUGGAUGUACAUAAAAGACAUUUUCUCCUUUCAUUCUAAAACCUUACUUGUUUUACUUGACAAGAAACCAGCACGUGCAUUAGUGGCAGCAUGGGGGAGCUGCCCUAAGAGCCAUGUUUGUCCUUUACGACAGAUUGUUGACAUUGUGACCAGUAUACCCAUCAACCUCUUCCAAC
Messenger RNA from Vombatus ursinus (common wombat), 3209 nucleotides. It is a transcript of the gene SUSD5, whose product is annotated as sushi domain containing 5. NCBI's taxonomy places the organism in Eukaryota, Metazoa, Chordata, Mammalia, Diprotodontia, Vombatidae. Gene Ontology annotation, molecular function: hyaluronic acid binding. Bases 78 to 1880 code for a protein of 600 amino acids. Gene Ontology annotation, biological process: cell adhesion; Notch signaling pathway. The transcript has 4 exons. The record is from RefSeq and is a predicted model, not a curated record.